CGCCCGCCCGCCUGCCCGCCCGGGCCUCGCCUCCGGCUGCUCCCUCCGCCUCUUCCCCGCCCCGAGCCCCCAUCAGCCAGUCCUUCCUUCCCCUCCCGUGCAUGAUGGAAACACCAUGGCUGCGGCGGCCCAGCUCUCUCUGACACAGUUAUCAAGUGGGAAUCCUCUAUAUGAAAAAUACUAUAGACAGGUUGAUACAGGCAAUACUGGAAGGGUAUUGGCUUCUGAUGCUGCUGUAUUCCUGAAAAAAUCAGGACUUCCAGACCUGAUACUUGGAAAGAUCUGGGAUUUAGCUGACACAGAUGGCAAAGGUAUCCUGAACAAACAAGAAUUCUUUGUUGCUUUGCGUCUUGUGGCAUGUGCCCAGAAUGGAUUGGAGGUUUCACUGAGUAGUUUGAACCUGGCUGUUCCUCCACCAAGAUUUCAUGAUACCAGUAGUCCUUUGCUAAUCAGCAGAACUUCUGCAGCUGAGCUCCCAUGGGCUGUAAAAUCUGAAGAUAAGGCCAAAUAUGAUGCAAUUUUUGAUAGUUUAAGCCCAGUGAACGGAUUUCUGUCUGGUGAUAAAGUGAAACCAGUGUUGCUCAACUCUAAGUUACCUGUGGAUAUUCUUGGAAGAGUUUGGGAGUUGAGUGAUAUUGACCAUGAUGGAAUGCUUGACAGAGAUGAGUUUGCAGUUGCCAUGUUUUUGGUAUACUGCGCAUUGGAGAAAGAACCUGUGCCAGUGUCCUUGCCUCCAGCCUUGGUGCCACCUUCUAAGAGGAAAACGGUCAGUAUAUCAGGCUCUGUGCGGUUGAUCCCCUCUUCAACAUCAGCCAAGGAACCUUAUCACUCCUUACCACCUGUAGGCAUUUUACCUACCAAAGCACCGUUAAGACAGUGGGUUGUAUCCCCUGCAGAAAAAGCUAAAUAUGAUGAAAUCUUCUUGAAAACUGAUAAAGAUAUGGAUGGAUUUGUGUCUGGAUUGGAAGUCCGUGAAAUCUUCCUGAAGACAGGUUUACCUUCUGCCUUACUAGCCCAUAUUUGGGCAUUAUGUGACACAAAGGACUGUGGGAAGCUUUCAAAAGAUCAGUUUGCCUUGGCUUUUCACUUAAUCAAUCAAAAGUUAAUAAAGGGCAUCGAUCCUCCUCACAUUCUUACUCCUGAGAUGAUUCCACCAUCAGAUAGGGCCACUUUACAAAAGAACAUCAUAGGAUCAAGUCCUGUCGCAGAUUUCUCUGCUAUUAAGGAGCUAGAUACCCUUAACAAUGAAAUAGUUGACCUACAGAGGGAAAAGAAUAAUGUGGAACAGGACCUGAAGGAGAAAGAAGAUACUAUUAAACAGAGAACAAGUGAAGUUCAGGAUCUUCAAGAUGAAGUUCAAAGGGAGAAUACUAAUCUGCAAAAACUGCAGGCCCAGAAACAGCAAGUACAGGAACUCCUUGAUGGGCUGGAUGAGCAGAAAGCUCAGCUGGAGGAGCAACUGCAGGAAGUCAGGAAGAAGUGUGCUGAGGAGGCCCAGCUGAUCUCAUCCCUGAAAGCUGAAUUAACUAGUCAAGAAUCACAGAUCUCCACUUACGAAGAAGAGCUGGCCAAAGCUAGGGAAGAGCUGAGUCGCCUACAGCAAGAAACAGCAGAGUUGGAGGAGAGUGUGGAGUCAGGGAAGGCCCAGCUGGGCCCUCUUCAGCAGCACCUGCAAGAUUCACAGCAGGAAAUAAGUUCAAUGCAAAUGAAACUGAUGGAAAUGAAAGAGCUGGAAAACCAUAAUAAUCAAUUAAAUUGGUGCAGUAGUCCACACAGCAUUCUUGUGAAUGGCGCUACAGAUUAUUGCAGUCUCAGCACCAGCAGCAGUGAAACAGCCAAUCUUAAUGAGCACACUGAAGGCCAGAGCAACCUAGAGUCUGAGUCCAUACACCAGGAGUCUCCAGCAAGAAGUAGUCCUGAAAUACCGCCUUCUGGUGUGACUGAUGAAAAUGAAGUGGUGACUACAGUUGUUAAGGAAAAAGUUUGUCCUGAAUUUAAUAGUGACAGACAUUCAAAAGAGGAAGAUCCAUUUAAUGUAGAAUCAAGUUCACUGACAAAUCCAGUUGCAGAUUCAAACUUGGAUUUUUUCCAGUCUGAUCCUUUUGUUGGCAAUGAUCCUUUCAAGGAUGAUCCUUUUGGGAAAAUGGAUCCAUUUGGAGGUGAUCCUUUCAAAGGUUCAGAUCCAUUUGCAUCUGACUGUUUCUUCAAGCAAUCUUCUACUGAUCCUUUUGCCACUUCAAGUACUGACCCUUUCAGUGCAGCCAGCAAUAGCAGUAAUACGUUGGUGGAAACAUUAGAGCACAAUGAUCCUUUUGCUCCUGGUGGGACGGCUGUGGUUGCAGCCAGCGAUUUGGGCCCUGGCAACCACCAUUUGCUUACUGUGUUUAUGAAUUUGACUACUCUAGGUACCUCACCCACAGACCCCUUUGCUUCUGUUUUUGGAAAUGAAUCAUUUGAAGAUGGAUUUGCUGACUUCAGCACAUUGUCAAAGGUCAACAAUGAAGAUCCUUUUAGUUCAUCCACAUCAAGCUCCAUCAGCAGUAUGGUCAUUACAAAAAAUAUGCUUGAGGAAACAUCCAUCAAAACUGAAGAUGUACCCCCAGCACUGCCACCAAAGAUUGGAACUCCAACAAGACCCUGCCCACCACCACCUGGGAAAAGACCCAUCAACAAAUUGGAUUCUUCUGAUCCCUUUAAACUGAAUGAUCCAUUUCAGCCUUUCCCAGGCAAUGAUAGCCCCAAAGAAAAAGAUCCUGAUAUGUUUUGUGAUCCAUUCACUUCUUCUUCUUCUACUACUACCACUACCAGUAAAGAGGCUGACCCAAGCAAUUUUGCUAACUUCAGUGCUUAUCCCUCUGAAGAAGAUAUGAUUGAGUGGGCCAAGAGGGAAAGUGAGAAAGAGGAAGAGCAGAGGCUUGCCCGACUGAAUCAGCAAGAGCAAGAAGACUUAGAACUGGCUAUUGCACUCAGCAAAUCUGAAAUAUCAGAAGCAUGAAGAAUUUUCCUGUUCUUUGUCAAUCACACAAUACUCUUCUUCCUGAAUACUGAAGCUAUUUACAGUGUGUAUCAAAACUACCUAUGAGCAUGGGAAUACAAAAGGUUUGAGAUUCCUGUAAAUGUGACAAAAGUUUUUGUUUUUUUUAAACUCCAUUUCAGAUUUGUCCUUUUUUUCCCCCUGUAAAAGCGGUAACCCAGAUAACUUCACCUAGGCCCCCGUUCUGGUGUGCAUUUAGUGUGAGCUUUUGCCUGCCUGUGCUACUUUUACUUGGAAAGCUAGAGCACCCAAGCUUCUGCCUUCUGGAAUAUAGAGAAAUAGUUUCAUCCCUUUGCUACCCUUGUUCUGUAGUUACUCUGAUGAUAGCCAGUGGGGUUCUUAAAGUUGGCAGUAUUCUCCCCUAAUUUAAAUGGUUGAAAGAGGGGAAGGGAAAGAACAUCCUAUUUCUUUUAUGACAGAGCAAGUUGGCUAGUUUAAAGUACAUGUUUGUAUUUCCUUAUAAUCAAAAUACUGUUCAAUUUGUUUUUUAUAGACAAGAAAAAAUAUUUUGCAUAAAUUGACUCCACUAUCGAAAAAGGGAUGCUUUAGAUUGAACCAUUAUAGCUUCAGACUCAAUCUUUUCCUAAAUAAAAACUUUAAAGCCUCAUGUGUGAAAUAUAUUUAAAAUUUUCUUCUCUGGACUUAGGGAAUUUUAGAUAAACACAUACCUCUCCAUAAUUUUAAGCACUAGAGGGUGGAGAAAAAUUACCACUUAAAAUAUACCCAUCAAUAUAAGGUAAGCAAAAAUUUUAACCUGGCAGCCAUUCUGCCACUGCCAUGGCACUGUCCUCUUUAGUUCAUGGUAGGUUUAUUUUUCUACUUUUGCAGAAGAAACUUUAGCAGGCUAGAACUGGAAGGUACUUUAACUUUUUGUAUACAUAUAUAUAUUUUUUUUCUUUAAUGAAGGUUCAGUUACUUGAAAUGUAAAAACAUUCACUGAAUACAACUGAAAAAAGUGACAUGUAUUAAAUCAUAUUAUUCCUUUUUGUCCAUUUUUGUGGAUUAAAAUAGUUUAUUCUCUUUGUGUUUUUCACCUACAAAAUUGGCAGGCUAGCAAAAAAAUUUUGUGUUUUUUAAUUGGGAGAGAAGAGACCUGCCAAAUUAUCGAAGCUCUUUAUGUGUUAAAAGCCUAUCUCCUGUAAAAUUGACCUAGCAGACAAGCUGAAUUUAAAAUGGACUGUGAAGUAGGCUGUAAAUUGUAAUCUUAUUUUUUUUAACAUGAGUCAGUGAUUUAGAUAAUGUAUUGAAAACCAAGAUAAAGGAAAAUGCACCUAAAAACUAAUUAAAUAUCUCUGUGGUUACCAAGUCAAGGUGGUAUUGAUCUGUGUUAAUCAGAGUAACUUGUUGCCUAGCCUAUGAAUAAAUUCCAAAAUAUCCAGUUUAUUUCAUCUUGAAAUGGUGCUUUUUUUCUCUCCACACACAAUUGAAUUGCUGCAGUUUAAAACAAAUUUGAACCACUUUCUUGCACUGUUAGCUUUUUUCUACUUUUAUAGAUUAAAACAUUUCAGCAUAAAAGUCAUACAUAUGAAGCAAGGGCUGAAUCAUAAUCACAAGGGUUUAAUUUUGAUAAACUAAUCCAGUUAUAAGGAUAUACUGCAAAAGUUGAUUGAGAAAGUAAUAUUGGGAGUUGUGAAUGGUAGUGAGUUUUGGGUUUUUUUCUUCCCCUUAACACUUUAGGAAAAAGGUAAGUAGACUUGAACAACCUUCUUUUGCACUGGGAAAAUGAACAGAUGUUUGAAAUGGUUUUAAAAUAUUUUUUUUAAUUAAAAGAACACUCUGGAAAGUGCUAAAUAUCUGUAACUUAUAAACACCAACUUUCGAUGUAAUAAGUAUACCUUAAUCUUAUGUGUGUUUAACUGGAUUACAUAGAUUCUUUUAUUAAAAUAUGUAUACUCAGUGGACCAAUAUAAUAUAUUAAAGUAUGUAUUUUAUAUAUAUAUAUAUAUAUAUAUAUAUAUAAAUCUCCAUGCUCACUUGUGUAGGAUGAAUGUCUUAGAGUCAUUUAUGAUUAUAUUUUAUGUUGUUGACUCUGGCUCCAGAGCCUGUGCUUGAAAGGACAGAUAAGUAUUCCUGAGAGCUAAGUGGCACUACUUAUGAAGUUUUAACCAUCUUCUGCCUACUUGUUCAGGUUUAUUUGAGUUCUCUUUAUAGAAUUUUCUCUUAUGUUUCAAACUUCUAAACUGUAGCCUGUAAUUAUGAGAACAAUAAACUUUAAAUUAUAAUAAACCAUACUAUCCAUACAUCCUAUCUGAAA
This is a messenger RNA of Lagenorhynchus albirostris (white-beaked dolphin), 5288 nucleotides long. RefSeq names its product epidermal growth factor receptor pathway substrate 15 (gene EPS15). Bases 116 to 2995 code for a protein of 959 amino acids. The record is from RefSeq and is a predicted model, not a curated record. Gene Ontology annotation, cellular component: clathrin coat of coated pit; cytoplasm; plasma membrane. The transcript is spliced from 26 exons. Gene Ontology annotation, biological process: endosomal transport; endocytosis. NCBI's taxonomy places the organism in Eukaryota, Metazoa, Chordata, Mammalia, Artiodactyla, Delphinidae. Gene Ontology annotation, molecular function: cadherin binding; calcium ion binding.